UUUAUUUACUUCGAAAAAGAAAACUAGAGUCUACAAAAUCUAGAUCUAAAUCUAUACUAUAGGCCUACUAGAAUCUAUAGUCUACAAGCCUACACAUGCAAUCUCAAACAUGAAAUGCGAAUCCGCGUUCUACAAAAUAAAGCUGAGAAUUUACAUGUGACGAAUAUGUCAAGAAUACCUAAGUGGCUUUUUCAGAAAGAUUGGUUGUGUUACCAAGAUGUUGUAAAAUUACUAGAAAACUCACCAUCUUGCUUAGAAUAUGCUCUGGCUCAAGAUUGUAGUGAAGAGAUUCGUAAUAUCUACAAAUUUAUUUGUACAUUUUCUCCCGAAAUAUGUCAUAUGGAGUGUAAAGAAUAUAGAUUCGAAGAAAUAGCAAGACAUAAAAUGCGCACGCAUUUGAAAGAACAUAUUAAUAUAUUAAAAUCAGAGGAAAAUCAUCAUGAUUUUAGAACAAAGAAUCAGUUAUUUAAAGGCAAUAAAAAUAUCCAAAAACACAAAUCUUCACUGGUUGUAAAUAAAGAAAUUUCACCAAAAAAAGUAAAAAUGUCAAGAAAAGAAGUGUCUUUAGAAUUGAGUACUAAAACUAAAGGACUCAAAAUUUACAAAUCUAAGUUUACUAAGUUAAAAGUACCAAAUAAGACUACCAUGCCAUCAGUCAAAUUUGAAGAAAUUACACAAUCAGUAGAUAAUCAGUUUGAAGAAUCAUUUGCUCCUUGUCAUAAUCAGAAAUCUGAAGCUAACACAACAGCUCAGGAAGAAUUCAAAUUGAAAGAAGAAAACCUUUUUGAUGAAGAAUUGGAAGAAAAUGAUAGGAAAAAUUGUGAAACGCAAACUUUGUAUACUGGCAAAGAGCAAGAAACAUUUCAAUAUAAAAUUGCUACAAAGUUAUUUGCUGUUGAUCGUUCACAAUGGAGUACUAUUGAAAAGGUACUUGAUGACAUUGUCAGCUCUGAAAGUCCUGAUGAGAAUUUAUCUCAAGAUGACAGAGAAAAAAUAUUAGUUGGAAUGAAGCAAUGGAUGGAUUCUGUACAAAUAUAUGAUCACCAGACAGUCUCUAGAUUGCAGGAUCCAUUAACUCAAGCUGAGAAAACUGUUUUAGAAAGUCUAACUACUGAAGACUGGAGAAAACUUGAAGCUUCUCAUGAUUCAGAAUCUAAAUUAAGACUGACUGUAUAUGCAAGAAUGUUACUUAGAGAUUAUGAGUGCUUUCCUCGCAAGCUUAAACCCAAAUAUUGUCAACAUUGUGGAAAGAAUUAUACAGCUAGCACAUCAUUGUAUAGUCAUCUUGUUAGCUUGUCAGGUAUUAGAUUUUGGGUGUGCAGUAAAUGUAAAGAUUCUAAUAUGGAAGAUGCUACAUUUACAAGGAAGCACUCGUUACAGUAUCACAUUCUUAAAGAAGUAGGUAUACCCCGAUAUAGAUGUACUCAGCCAGGAUGUAAUAAAACUCACAAUCAUACUCAUCAUCAGAAGAGUCAUGCAAGGCAGCAUACUGGAGAGAAACAUUAUAUAUGUGUGAUAGAAGGUUGUAAUGGCCGCUUCUCUAAUCGUAACACAUACAGCCGUCAUCUGCUGCAGUUUCACAGUGUGGAACUAACAAGAAAUAAUCAACUGCAAGAAAUUGAUGAAAAGGAAGCUAGACUUAAAGUUUAUGCAGCAAGGUUAAAAGCAAGAGAGCGUAGCAAGUGCAAACGACUACAUAACAAUGAUAUUGUCAAAGUUCCAUUAAAAUCUGAUGUGCUUCCAAGAAAGGUUACUAUUGAUGAAAACAUUCUGACUGCAGCACAACAUUUUUUAACAGAAGUUCAAUUAGAAGAAGAUAAAAAGAAUGACAGUACAGAAAAUGAUACACAGCUCAACCUUGAAAAACUGAUGAGACCAUCAGCAUCAAAACUCUUAUAUGGUAUAGCAAAGGAUGUCAGAAAUACCACUUGUUCAAUUGAAGAAGCUAAGCCUGAAAAUAAUCUUGGAGGUCUAAAUCUAUUAGCAACUGUGUCUAAGUACAUGAAUUUUAAAACUUGUCCUAAGGAGGAACAAGAACCUAGUGAAAAACGGGAUGUAUGCUCACUUAAUAGGUCAACCUCUACAUAUUUAAAUGUAAAGGAUGAAAUGAAAGAGAAUAAUUCCAAAGAGUUAAAUACAAUGUAUAAUUGUAGUGUGCUGAAUAAUGACAUUGUUCAAAUACAUACAACGGAAGAAGAAGUAAGUCUAGGAGGCUGUGCUAAUCUUGCUUCUAACUAUAACCAAGGUGAAAAUAGUACUCAAAUAUUUCCUACAAAUAUGGAGGACCAUUCCAUUGUUAAUUCUAGCAUCAGGAGAGUUUCAGCAUGUAAAACCCUUCCUAAUCCUAAUGCAGAAGUUUUUAAUUUUAAUACAUCCCCAUUUUUUCCUAGUGAAACAAGUAAUAGUUUUAGUGACUUCAAGGGCACUAUUAGCUUACUAGCCUAUGAUUCUAGCCCAAUGUCAGCAUCUAGCAAUUGUUCUAAAGUUCAACAAGAAAGUAAUCCCAGUCAAAGUAGAGUAAGCACAAUGGCUGCUAAUGUCGACAUCAAUACAUCUAAAUCUGUAGUAGGUAUUGACACUAGUGUUAACUUGGUAACUCAAAAUAAUCUUGAAAUGAAAAAUUCAAUGAAUGGUGUCAACUCAUUCUCUGGAAAAAUAAAGGCCAAACCUAAAGGAGGUUUAAACACUGAAUUGCUGAAUAAUAACUAUUGUUCAAAUGAUAGUAUAGCCAAAUCUUCACAAAUAAUAAAUAUUUCCAAGACAGAUGUGCCUUUACAAUUUAAGAGUAUGACAACAUUAUCUGGAAAAACAUAUAUUGUUUUAUCUUCAUCUGGAAAACAAUACAAAUUGAGGCAACCAAGUGUUUCUGCAACUUCAGCAAUUAACUCUGAGACAUCAAGCAGAGUCUUGCCUUUUUCUGAGCUAUGAAGGGAUUUCUUUCACUAGAAUUUUUUUUAAUCAAACAAACAUUGUGCCUUUAACAGCCUUUAAAAAAACAACACUUAGACGACUGCUGGCAGUAAUUAUUUAUUUAUUUUUAUAUUUAUGAUAUUUUAGAAAAUAUCAGUAAAAAUAUCUGCUGUUAGUUUCAAUAUUUGUUUUUACUAAAAGUGGUAACUGCAUUGAAUUAAUUUGGUUAAAAUAACCUAAAAAUAAAAACUAUUUGUCUAUUGUUGGAAGGAAAUAAAAAUGUGAAACACAUCUCUAGUCUAGUUAUGACACAAAUUAAUUUUUUAUGUUAAUAAGUGAAUCAAAACAAUUUGUAGGCUAGGCGCUUUAAAUACAAGAACAUUUGCAAACGUUUAUUUAUGUGUAUAAUAUUCACUUAUCAAUCGUUAUAUUUUGUAGCCUCCACCAGAAAUAUGUGAAAAUAUGUUUUGGUUUCAAGACCAUGUUACAUUGUAAUUACAGCUAAAUACAUUGAUCUAUAUGUAUUACUAUUUGUCUUUCGCUUUCUAAUGAUAUAUAUCUAUUCAAUACUAUUACUUGUUAUAAUUGCAGCUAUGCAAACCCAAUUCAGAUAAUGCUACUAUACUUAUGUUAACAAUAUUUUCUAUAACUCUUGUUAUUAUAUACUGUUUUUUCUUUAGCUUCACUUUGGACAUAACAUUUGUUCUGCCAGAAUUUUUUUUAAAUAUAAUCAUUUUUAUUCAUUAAAAAUGAAAAUAUUUCAAUUGGAAUGCAUCUCCAGUUGUUAA
Molecule: messenger RNA, 3698 nt
Organism: Biomphalaria glabrata
Lineage: Eukaryota; Metazoa; Mollusca; Gastropoda; Planorbidae
Exons: 13
Coding region: 115-2928 (937 amino acids)
Biological process (GO): regulation of transcription by RNA polymerase II
Cellular component (GO): nucleus
Molecular function (GO): DNA-binding transcription factor activity, RNA polymerase II-specific; RNA polymerase II cis-regulatory region sequence-specific DNA binding
Source: RefSeq, a predicted model, not a curated record